UAUUUUUUGCUGGAAGAGUUUAACGUUACGUCAAUCUAGGAUUUCAUGUUAUGUCAUUGGUUGUUGCGCUAUCAUCCAUGUUGCUUUUUGACUUAUUUUUACUUUUGGAUUGUGAAUUUGUGUGUGUAUUAAAAACCCGACUAAAAAAAUGAUUUUGUGAGAAUGAAACUGAUUUAUUGAAUGAUUCCACAUCAGACACUGGAUAAUAUUAUUGAUGUUGUGACUUACCAAUUCAAGAAUGGUUCGCAAACGAGAUCACAAUAAAACGAAAGGUCCGUUCUAAAUGAUGAACGUAAUGGAUUUGUCUCCAAUCAUAAAUGAAUUUGACACACCUUUCCUUGUAGACAGUGGCACUGAAAGUUUUACCGAAAGCCCUGUUGCAGAAGAAGAGAGUGAGCAUUCGGAGGAUUCAACAGUCUGUGACAUUGAUUCUUCAUGUAUACAAAAAUGCCCCUUGCAUAUCCUGGACAAAGACGUCUCAGUGGACGAAGAUAUUUUAGCAGUUCCUCUAGAACCCAUACGCACUCAUACCGAGCCAAGUAUUCUAGAACCUAAGGAAGAUGAAACCACCCUACCUUCCAUUUUACGAAGGGAGUCUUCCACUUCAACAACCGUCAGGAAGGUCUCAUUCCCCAAGGAGGAGACGGAAUUAGCCACGUACAGGGAGCCCGAAAACGACUGUCCUUGGACCAUACAUGAGUAUUUGCCCCCUGAAAAAAUCCUACAAAUUUAUCAAGCGUCCUGCAAGCAACAUAAAACGAUAGAAUUGGACAUAAUAAAAAAUCUAAUAAUGGAAAUUAAGAAUAACACAAAUCAUUCAGCAGUAUUGAACUUAUCGAUGAUAAAUAUAACAAAUGAGGUGAAUGAGACGUUGGAGGACCUGUUAAAAGUAUCGAAUUUCCGCACUUUGGUAUUAUACGAAUGUAAAUUCACGUCGGAGACGAUAAGCGAAUUCCUGAACAUGCUUGAAUACUAUGGCUCAGUGUGUGAUAUUGAAGUUGCGAUGAAUUUUGACGAAACGGCGUGGAAAUGUUUCUGUAACGCUUGUACAAAUAUAACUGUAUUAGAGGCCAUUUCUUUCAAAGGCAUGGUCAUUAAUGAAAGUUACAUGCGGAUGUUACUUAACGCCGUUAAGAGUAACACUAGAAUCACAACGUUAAAAUUUGACGCUUGUAUGUUGAUCAAGUUACCGUCGUUUUACUUGGUUGAAAGUUUAAUGACAAACACGACUCUGUGUGAAUUAUAUCUACCUUCGACCGGACUUUAUACAAAAGAAGCUGAUUGUUUGGGGCGUUUUCUUCAAAAAAAUUUCACACUUAAAGUACUAGACAUAAGUAACAAUUUUAUCGGUGACCGGGGGUUGGAAGUACUAGCUAAAGGUCUCACGAAACAGACAACGGCAGGUUGUGGCCUCUCUGUUUUACUUGUUUUCAAUAAUCAAAUCACGGAGAAAAGCGGAACGGUUAUUAGUAGUAUAAUUUCCGAGUGUAAAAAUUUGCACACACUUAAUAUCGGUUAUAACCACUUGACCGAUGCUGUCAUUUCCGAUAUAGCCCCCAGUUUGGAGGUGACGACGUCACUGGAGGGGCUAGGACUCCAAUGCACGCUCCUGACGUGUAAAGGAAUCGACUACUUGGCGAAUGCUAUCGAAAAUAAUAACUCGUUACAAAAAAUUAAUUUGAAGGGGAAUAAAGCGAUUCAAGUCCCCGGGUUAGAACGCCUGUGUCAGGCUUUAACAUCGUCGAAAAUUUCCAAAAUCGAAAUCGAUGAAACCAACCGUUCGUCUCAUGACCCUCAAGCUUACGUCCAACUAGUGAAAAAAAUCAACGCCAUUUGCACCGUAAAUAAGAAUUUUAAAGAGUCAAGUAGUGACGAAAUCGCCACUAUUUCGCAGCUAGUUUCGCGGAAGGUCUCCCUGAGUUGUGAGCCCCGCUAUGUGGUUCCCGAGCCGACGGCGGGGACGACGCCGGUGUCGGUUGAGUCGCCGAUCCUGUCGCCUAUGCCGUCGUCGCGCCCCCCUAAAAACCGGUUUCAAAUAACCAAAGUACAAGACCCCAACACACGUCCCAUGUCGAGGUUUAAAGUAACGAGAGUUAUCUCGUCGCCGGAUGAAGACUUGGCCAUUGGUAAAUUCGCAAAUGUGAGGAGUAGUGUGUCUUCAAAUGACAGCGUCGACUCUCUUCAACUUGACGUUGAUAGUGAUAGAGAUUAGUUAGGCAGAUUUUUGUAUUAGUUCUGUGAUAAGAAUUUUAUACAUAAGUUAGUUGUUCAAAUUUUAUUGAUUACUGCCUUAUGAAGCGAAAAUUAUAGUUCAAAUGUAUUUUCUUGCAGCAGUUUAGUUUUCUUAGCCGUGAUAUUUUUGCAGGGUUUGAAGGAAGGGCCCAAAGUUCACCCCUCCAAUGUAUAGGAUAGUGUUUUUCUGGGGUUUUAAAUGUGCAGUUUUUACGUACUUCCAAAAUUCAUCACAAUCCCAGAAAAAAAAAAAAAAAAAAAAAAAAACUUAAGUUAGUUACGCAGCUAUGACUUAUUGUACGUACCAUAAAUGCAAAAUCCCUAAUUUUAACGUGCAUACCUUCCCAUUUGUUCUUAAUUCAUGCACGGAUUCCAGUCAACAUUACAUCCCUAUUUUGUUCAAAACUGUUACAGUGAUAAAGGGUUAGACGAUCCAAGACUUAUAAGUGUUUUAUGUGCAAUUUUCGUACCUGGCGGUGCAAAUAAAUUUAUUUAUUGUAACACGGAGUUAGUUUUAGCAACCGUACAAACCUCAUUUCUUUGUUGUAUUGUUUUGGGCAUGCUGGAGCAUGUUUUUUGGUUAUACGUUUUUUAAUUAGCUUUAAAUGAGAAGUAAGGCCGACAGAAACAAUGUUCGAUGUACAUACCAGUCGAAUAAUUUGUUUUGGGACUUGUUUCUGAGUCUUACAGAGUACUCAAUGUGUUUAAAUAGGGAAUAGUAAUUUAACCAGUUGUAAAAUAAAUAUAUUUUUUAUAUGAACGUUGUUAGUAACUUGGGAUACGAUAAUUAGAAAUAGCAAAUUUUGGUACAAACUGUAGAAAGUCAAAGUUUUAUUGCAAACAUCUGUUGUUUAAAGCAUGCACUAUGCAUUUCAUUACUAUAGUUUAUAUUUAUGUGUAUGUGAUAAAUGCAUGUGAUAAAUAAAAUAUCUUAAAGAGUAUUUUAACAAAUAACCAAUAUUGUAGAGAAACUUGUAAUUAAUUAUUUAUAAUAAAUUGAACGUUUAUUGAACCGUGUCAUA
Messenger RNA from Tribolium madens (black flour beetle), 3254 nucleotides. RefSeq names its product protein phosphatase 1 regulatory subunit 37-like. The record is from RefSeq and is a predicted model, not a curated record. Lineage: Eukaryota; Metazoa; Arthropoda; Insecta; Coleoptera; Tenebrionidae. The transcript is spliced from 9 exons. Gene Ontology annotation, molecular function: protein binding. Bases 284 to 2212 code for a protein of 642 amino acids.